CGCUGUCCACCGCCCUUCCCGCACAUGCGCGGCCCCGCCCUCGCCACCUUCCGGCAAAACAGGCGGGCGGGGCAGUGUCGCGGUUUCCGCUCCGACUCCCGUUCGCGGCAGCCCCGAGCACCGGGGCGGGGGCCUGUCCUGCCCGGGAGAGGGUUCCCCCGGUGCUUGCGCCGCUUCAGCCGCGCGUCCUGAGGCGGCCGCAGCCGCUCCGCGCGCCCCGGGACGCAGGCACGGCCCUGCCUUGCGGCCGCCGCGCCCCGUGCUGCCCCUCCCGGGCUCGCGCCGGGCUCCGUACGCCUUUCACGCGACUCGCGGGCGCUCUCCACCUGUUCCCCGUCCUCCCGCAGUCACCGGCGGCCCCGCUCCGCUCACCGCCCCGCCGGCGGGUUCCCCGGCCCCGCCGCCCCGCCCUCGGGGCGCUCCCCCGCCCCGGGCCCCGCCGUGACCCGCGGCUGCUUCCCCCUCCCGCCCACACGUCCCCGGCGGGGCGGAGCCGUCGCUCCUAUGAUGGCGUCUCGGGCGCUGUUGGCGAAGGCUCAGCCGCUGCAGUGCCAAUAGAGAGCGAAGGCGCCGGGCGGCCGGCGGGCCGGCCAUGGAGAGCCUGGCGCAGCCCCCGCCGCCUCCGGGCUCGCUGAAGAGGGGCGGCGGGGGCGCUGCCAGCCAGCUCCUCCUGGAAGAGGCGGCGGCGGGCGAGGGCGGCUGCAGGGACGGGCCCGCGGCGGCUGAGGAGGGCGGCGGGCGGCGCAGCCCUUCCCCUCAGCCGGCUCCCGCCACGGCACCUCGGACGGCGUCUCCCUCACGAGCCGCGGAGGACAGCCCACCGGCGGCGGACGGCGCGGGACUGGCGGUGCCGGAGAGCCCCGAAGCGGCGCCUGCCUCCGAGAGCGGUCCCGCGGGGGCCGGCUCCGGGAGUAGCGGGGCUCCCAGCCCCCCGGGGGAGGAGUCCCGGAGCCUGGACUCGCUGGAGUCCUUCUCCAACCUGCACUCCUGCUGCCCAAGCAGCUCCGAGCUCAACAGCGACGCCGAGGAGGCGGUGGUGGCGGGGGCCGCCUUGGGGGGCCCGGCCCCGGAGCCCGCAGGGGACAGGCCCGCGGGGGGUUCGCAGCUCCUCUCCGCCUCCAAGGAGCGCUUCCCGGGCCAGUCGGUCUAUCACAUCAAGUGGGUCCGCUGGAAGGAGGAGAACACGCCCGUCAUCACGCAGAACGAGAACGGCCCCUGCCCGUUGCUGGCCAUCAUGAACGUGCUGCUCCUGGCCUGGAAGAUUAAGCUGCCACCAAUGAUGGAAAUCAUAACAGCCGAACAGCUGAUGGAAUACUUAGGAGACUACAUUCUUGAUGCCAAGCCUAAAGAGAUAUCUGAAAUUCAGCGUCUAAAUUAUGAGCAGAAUAUGAGUGACGCAAUGGCAAUUCUGCAUAAGUUACAGACUGGUCUGGAUGUCAAUGUGAAGUUUACAGGUGUACGAGUGUUUGAAUACACGCCUGAAUGCAUAGUGUUUGAUCUUCUUGAUAUCCCCUUGUACCAUGGAUGGUUAGUGGACCCUCAGGUUGCUGACAUAGUAAAAGCAGUUGGUAACUGCAGUUACAAUCAGCUAGUGGAGAAGAUAAUUUCUUGUAAACAGUCAGACAACAGUGAACUCGUUAGUGAAGGAUUUGUAGCUGAGCAAUUUCUAAAUAACACAGCUACACAGUUGACAUACCAUGGACUGUGUGAAUUGACUUCAGCUGUCCAGGAAGGAGAACUUUGUGUGUUCUUCAGGAACAACCAUUUUAGCACCAUGACCAAAUACAAGGGUCAGCUUUACCUGCUGGUGACAGACCAGGGCUUUCUUACAGAAGAGAAAGUCGUUUGGGAAAGCUUACACAAUGUGGAUGGUGACGGAAAUUUCUGUGAUUCUGAAUUCCACCUACGGCCUCCGUCAGACCCUGAAACUGUCUACAGGGGGCAGCAGGAUCAAAUAGAUCAAGAUUAUCUGAUGGCAUUGUCUCUACAACAAGAGCAGCAAAAUCAAGAUAUUAACUGGGAACAGAUCCCUGAAGGAAUCAGCGAUCUAGAGCUGGCGAAGAAGCUCCAGGAAGAGGAGGACAGAAGAGCUUCUCAGUACUAUCAGGAACAAGAACAAGCAGCUGCUCAGGUCCAGCAGGUGCAAGGUGCUGCCUCUCCUGCAAGUGGAAGACAAUCUGGGAGUAACGAACGCAAACGUAAAGAGCCUCGAGAGAAAGAGAGAGAAAAGGAGAAGAAUAGCUGUGUUCUCUUGUAAUAGAAAAUGGAUUUACUCUGGAGCCAAGUGCAUGUCCUCAGAAGCAAAAACAAGGAAUACAAAGGAAGACAAACCUGUUACAUGCCGCCUGUGCCUGAUUACCCCAUGGAUUUUAUUCACGUUUCAAGAGAGGAUGGAUGACUUUGUUACAAUCAUACAGACUUCUUUCAAAGUCAUAGUGCGUGCUGCUCAAGAUGGAAUUCCAAAUCACAGUUGGAUGCGCUGUGCUUUGAGUUAGUCAUAAGAAAUACUGCACCUUGUAGCUGAACACACAAAUCAUGGCAAGUUUUGUGUCAUAGUGACAUCCAUUACUCGUUACAUCAGUUAGUAAGCUAUUUUAUCUUCUACUUUAAACAAAGGAGGCAAUUGGUUUUGUGUAAGGCUUUUUCCUGAAGUCUGUACACUAGCACAACGGAAUUCUGUCUUACUUACAUGGUAUGUAACUAUAUCUUAGGCUGGGUAUAGUCUUCAUGACAUGAGAGCCCAAAUAACAGCUGGGCACUGCCUCCUCAAAGUGUCCAGAUUUCUUUGCUUCUGGAUCUGGUAUGUUCACUUUUUUUUGAACCCAGGUUUAUACUGUGUUACUGCGAUCAUUGCACCUCCUGGCCAGCUCUCUUGCCCCAAGAAAUGUGACUUGAUAGGCAUCAUCCAAAAAGUUAUUGAAAAUGGGGCAUUUAUUAAUAGCAAGAUGAAUAUUGUCUGCUUUUUUGCGAUUACAAACUGGGCAUGGCAACUCAGAUGUUAUCAGGGUUAAACAAGUAAUUUUAUAGGUAACUUUUUCUUUUAGUAUUUUUUCUCUUGUAGGUAAACUGGACCAGAUAACUUCUUAUUUAUUGACCUCUCCGUAUGACAGGUGAAUGAUGAGAGGAAAUUAAGGUCUAUAAUAACUGUUAUGCUAUGUCAGAAUGCGGAGUUAAAAUAACUAUCUGCCUUUUUUCCAGAAGUACCUUGAACUUUAACAUGACUUUAAUAAGUCCACUUGUAUAUUUAAGCAAGUGUACUGUAGUUAAAAAACACACUGUUUGUUUUAUAAAUCAUGUAUCCUUAAAAAGCACACUUCUGAAGGGUGAGAGAGAAGCUAGGCUGCUCUCUGAGGUUGUUUGGAAAGGUGGUCAGGUGUAACAUUUUGGUUUUUAAAUCACUAACUUAGAUUUUUUGGAAAACAGACUUUUCUAAUUUAUGGGAACCAAAUAAACACGUUGCGUCUUGUAGUAUUUAUAGAAUACAGAAACAGAAUACUUGCUGAAUUUUGAGGGAACCACAAAUCUUCCUCCACUUCCAUUACCCCAAUAACAAUUACCUUCUUGUUGAACCUUUUUGAUAAAAAUUUCUAUCUAGCAAUUUGUAGAUACUUUUCAAAAAGGCUGCUUUCAAAAAGCUCCUGGACACAUGACGUAUUCACGCUGUACGCCUGGGUAAGUGCAUUAGUAUACAGUAACCUGGGAAGCCUAGGGCAGCCAGGUGGAAUACGACAUUCCUGGUUUCAGGUGUUUGGAGAAUGUCAGUAAGAGAGGGUAGCUCAACACAGGUCCACUGCUAAAAAGCUGCUUUCAAGUUAUUUCAAGCAGACUUGCUGCAGUGAUGGGAGCCAGUCAUCACAUAAAGCUGUUACAAGCCUAGGAUGAAGUUUAGGUGGAUAAAGGAAGAAUGUCUUAUUAAGUAAAGGGCCAGUUUGUAUCACUUUUUUCUUUCAUGCCUUUUUCUCCCUUUUUUUUUUUUUUCCCACUUUUGUUACAAUUUCCCUUUUAAAAUAAUGAAGUAAUGAAUGGUAGGAGGGCUCUAAUAUGCAGUGUAAAUUUAAAGAUUUCUCUAUUCUCUAGAAAAGUCAUGCCCAGGAAAGUAAUUUUAAUACUUAAUGUAUAAAAUUCAGAUAAUUUUCUAUGUCAAAGCAAAGGUUGCCGUCUUUUUUCCUUUGCAGCAGCCUAACUUCUUCAAACAAAUUCAUAUGAUGGAGGAUCACCAACAUAAUGACUUAUCUACAUUAAGCAGAUCAAAAAUAUUCCAAUAGUGUCAAUAACAAAGACUUUAAGCCAGAAUGUUGUUUAAAAACAUUCUGUUACUAAGAUUUUUUCCAAAUUUGUGUAUUUACAUUUAUUUAUUGACCUUGAAAAAUAAAUAUGUCAAGCUAAGUGUUCGUUAUCUUAUUAUUUUCAGUGACAGUAUUGCCACUCUAAAUUCCUUUUUGAACAGAUUUAGCUGGAGCAGGCGUUGUGACUAUUCAGUAUAUUUUUUUGCCUGAGAUACUUGCUCAUAUUAGGAGGAUUCAUGUAACAUUUCCAGCUUCAGACAGGUGUGCCUGAAACCUAAUAUGCUGUAGUUACAGUAAUAUUGUCACUUGGUCACAAAGGAAGAAGAGUUAAAUGUCAAUGCUCAUGGUGAACUCUGAACUCCCAGAUAAUUAAUUGUCUUUCAAUGGAGGACUAACAGGCCUCAGGUUAUUCGAGAUGCUAUUCAAACAUUUUCCUGUUAAUAUCCUUUUUUCUUUACAGGUUUUGAAGCUUUGGAAAAAAGGUAAAGAAUUACUGAAAUCUAGACCAUUGUUCUGCAUGAGUUGGGCUUGUUAGUGGCAAAUGUUAUAAGCAGAUGAGCCUGUUGAUAGCCAGAAGGAAAUACAUCUGGAAGCUUAAUUUAUACCCUACUAUGACUAACCAUUCCAAAAGCAACUAUCACAGUUGGUAUCUACGACACUAUCUGAGGAUCAAAAAAACCCCAAACAAAACUGAACAGAAUUGCUUUUAUCUGUAAUAGUAAGCUUGGAAAACAAUAUUACAAAAUAUUCAUGGAGUACCAGAAAGAUGAUGUCUACUUCUGACCAUUUACUUCAUUUGCCUCUUUUUUUUGAAGCUCGUGUUCUGCCGAAAGGGUACAGAUUUAUACUUUAAAUCUGUGUUUACAAUUUAGCAUGCACAUGCUUCAAAUUCUUAUAUAAUAUAUAUGAAAGUGUCCAGAAAAGUAGCGCAUAACUUGUUUUCCACUAGAUAAAAGCUAGCACAGAAAACGGAAUCACAGAAUUUUUGUUGCUGCGUUGUAGUUAUGAAAUAAAAAAGCUAAAUACAAGUAUGCCUAAAAUUAGCAAAAAAAUUGAGCACUGCCAUAGUGAUAAAUGUUUUUCUAAAAGACACUUUGUAAAUACUCAAAUAUCCCACUUUUCUUGUGACAGUCAUAUGGACUAAGACCCACCAAAGCAGAUCCAAAGUAAGACUGUAACACCAGAAGAUGAAAUUAUCAUUCCUGAAAAUUCACUUAAACAUAAUGCAAAAGAAUAUAUUUUGUAGCUAGCCAACUAGUUAAUACAAUAAAGUCCGUGUUCAGCUUGUCUUUACAGAGCUCUUGUGGAUCGAGACACACAAGCUAGAGGUGAAGCACAUGCUCUUCCGUGUACACUCGCUUGCAGUGCCAGUCAAUCUCUGCACUCAUGUGAUAUUCUGUGUUAUUGUCAAAUGCUUCUUCAAACUUGUAUACGCAAGUUCUUGAAAAAAUUUUCCAGUAUGUAAUAAAAGGAAUUUGAAUUCUUGAUACUGAAUUUUUUGGUGUAUUCAGCAGGAAAUACUUGAGUAGAAGGUAAAGCUGAUGUGUUUUAACUGAACCUUUCUUCUUUCCUGCUCCAAUAGAUGUGUAACCCAAACUGGGUCAUCACUUAGAUCAGCUUUCUUACCAUUUGGAUGCUUACCACAGCCAAUCGCUGAAGCUUAGACAAAGUACAUCCUUAAAUACAACAUACUGAAUUAAAAGCUGUAUUUAUUUUAUAUAAAAGUAGACUUUUAAAGUUUGUAGUCUUAAACAGCAGGUGACUCAGGAAAUGCAAGUUAAUUUAUGCAGCAUCCUCAUUAGAAAGCAUAUUAGAGAAAACAAAACAAUGACAAAAAACCCCCAACAAGAAAAACAAACAAACAAUCCACUCAAGCCUUAGUUUGGUUGCAAUAUAAUGCUCACUUUUUUUUCCAUCUGUGUGAUGGUAGCAAGAAAAAUGUUCAUAUAGUCCCAUGACAGCAAAUGUCACAUGCAAGAACUUGAACUUUGCCAUUUUACCUUGUGAUUCAGUGCAGUUACUUUUUAUUUUUUUAAGCAUAACACUGCCAGUUGUUUUGAGGCGGGAAAAUAUGGUGAGAUGAAUGAGAUGUCUGUGUUGUUCAUUUCCAUAGUGUUUCCAUAUAGCUACUUCUUGUUCCCAGCUUGUCCUUGUAGCUGUCCGGUAGAAAUGCAGUGUAUUUAUUGUUGUCCACUGGUCCAUUUUGGUCAUUAUGUCAGCUCUAUCACUAUGAGCUCUCUUUACAUGGAGAGUUUGCUCUAGAGAACUUGCUGAUGCCUGAAAGCUUUUUCCUGCCUUCACAGUUACUUUUCUGAUUUGUAGGAUUACUUGUGCUCACGGGGAAGCUUCACGUGUUGAAAUGAGCAUUUCCUUGUUAUUGUGAGGUUAAGAACUUUAGUUAAUUACAUUUAGAAGUCAAGAUCCCAUGUUUACCUCUACUUUGACAGCAUAGAAGGAUUUUCAGCAAAAAGUUGUUAGGUUUGGGAAAUCCAUAGGGAAAAACUGAGAUUCGUUUCAGUACUCAAAUUAAUGGAAAACUUUGCUAGCUUAGUAUGCUUGCAAAAUACUUUAUUGUGACAAUAUGAUGAAAAUAAAGGCAUCUGUUUCUCUAAAUGAGAUAAGGUACUGCAAGUGCUUUCCUUGCUGGCUGAGUGCUGCGUUUCAGGAGGCAGGUGGUGGUGUGGCCAAGGGUCUUGCUGUGGCCACGGCUGAGUGACAGACGAUUGUUUGGUACAGCCAAACACUAAGACAAAUGUAUAUAGAUCUUGAGGGUGGACAGGCACAAAACAUCAUGUUUUAUAUUUCUUUAAUUAAUCUCUUGAGAACUGUCCUUUAAAGUAAAUUUAAAUCAGCUGAGUCACGGGUACAUCCUUGGGUUUUUGCGAUCUCUUCAUUUGAGGAACUCCAACGUUACAUUAUGAAAACAGACUUCCCGCCCUUUACAUGAACUGGCCACAUCUGGUAAUUAAUACUUGCACUGAAUGUUUUUCUUAAGGCUUGCUUAUGUGGUCCAGUGGGUGAAGCUGAUGAGUUAAUGUUGAUGCCUGUAAUCCAGUAAGCACUGCUGAGCUUUCAGACACUGACAAAAUUGGUAUUUACACUUAGCUCUGAUGGUUUUAAAUACAGGAGCUGUAGAAGAGUUAAAGUAAAACUCUAAAACCUUUCUACCCUUGCCAAAACAGUCUUUUUUGCAAUGGUAAAUGAUAGAAGGUAAUAGAAAUUAUAGGAUGCUAGUGCUUUUCUAUGUUGCAUCCCAAGGAAUGCAGAGCAGGCAGUUUUCCAGGCUGGGCUGCGUGCGGCAGCGGCUGCUCCGAGGCAGUUCUGGUUUGCUGCCCAGGUCCUUUGCUGCGGAUGUCGCAGCUCAUGGAGACACGGUGUAGCUGACCUGGACAGACCCGUGCCACCUUUGCCUAGCUAAUGCCAAUAAUUGUAAUACUGAGGACAUGAUAUGGAUUUACUUCUCCGUGUAAUGUAUGAAUGCCAAGUACGUGUUGUCAUUAAAUUCAUAUUAUCAUCUAUUAUAUGCGCCAGCUAUAAUAGAGCUAGCGUGAUUCUUUCUGCUCAUGCUAUAAAUGCACAUACUUUCUGUGAAAGAAAUACAGAAAAUUAGGUGACUGCUUUCCUAAUAGACUUUGAAACUACCUUGAAAUGUUCUUUGUAAUACUAUUUUUUGCAGUUUGGGGAAAUUAAAGAAUGCACGACAGUUUCUGGAGAACUGUAAUGAUUUGAGACAAUGUUUUUCUUGUGUUCUAGUACAUAUAUAUGGAAUAUUAUAAAAAAACCCAACCACCUUAACAUUUGAUUUUAAAAGGGAAUGUUGUAUUUAGCUAUAUAUGCUGCAGUCACCUUUUAGAACUAACAAACCGCAUUAGUAGCAAACGUAUGCUGUAGAAAUUUCACUGGAAGGAUUUAAUAAAUAUCAGGAACAAAUAUUUCUAAACAAAAUAAUGUAACUUUAUUUUUACUGUGGGCUCUUGCGAAUUGCAAUAGCGAGCGGUUCAGGGCUGCCUUACAGUAAUUUGUGGUGGCUGAAUGAGUCCUAGGAUCCUUUUAAAGUUCCAGCGCCGCAUUGCAAUGCUUAACGCUUGUUCUAAAUAUUUUUCAUUAAACGUCUGUCCAGUCCACCUCCAGACUACUAGACACAGCCAUGAAGAGGAACAUUUCAGUGUAGACUUACGCAAGCCAGUUUCAUAAUUCUGCGUAGUUAAUUAGCAGUAUGUAUCAGCUUUGCAAGUACAGAGCUGGGAGAAACAACUGAAAUAAAAGCCUGCAUUUCAGCUGGAGCUUCUAAAGGGUGCAGAGGAAGCUUAUGACCAAUACUCUGAAAAAUCUGACCAAAUAAGAAAGCUUAAUUGUGCUGUUUCUACCUUUUUUUCUUUUUAGGAAAGCUAGUGUUAGAUUAUUCUGUGUAUUUUUAGAGAAAAAACAAACAAACCUCAGUUUUGAACUUCCCUGUGUCUUCAGAUUUGCUAGCUCUUCAGCAUGUCACCUCUUCUGUAUUUUAUGCUUAUUUCCAACAGAACUUUGUUUUCUCUUCAGUAUUUUGGUGUCAGGGCAUCGACUGGCCUCUUAAUUUUAGAGCUUUUGUUAUUGCAGAUUAACCACAGUCAAAAGGAGCUGGUUUCUAUUAAUUACUGGGUUUGUUUACAGAUUGAAAGUUGACAAACAGGUUCUAUGUGAGGUGAAUAAAUAACAGUAUGGGGGUUUUGUCCAAUUGCAUCCCUAGUAUACUUUACCAUUGAGUUGUAUUUAUUAUAGGAAAAAAUACUGCUGUGAAAAUAAAAUCCUCCUUUUGCUUGGGAAAGUAUAGCAGCUGGUCACCUUCAAGGCUGCAGUUGGAUGCAGUGAACCAAUAAAUCUGCUCGUGAGUUUUUAAACUACUUAAAAUUCAGCAUUUGCAUUUUUUAUCAUGAAGAGUUGCCAUAAUUACGUUUGCAUUUCAUAUACUCGGUUUAGAGCAGUAUGCUUGCACUUCUGGAUUUCUUACAUGCUUUCUCUUUCAGGCUGGCAAGCAAAAGUAAAGUGACCAUAGGUACAAUGAUUUCAAGAGACAACUCUGUUAUAGCAAGUGUUUUUUCACCAGUAUCUUGGUAACUCUUGAAAUGCCGAGUGCUGUUAGAUUGCGUUGGGGAGUGCGACGGGUGACCCGCUGACAGCACAGACACCCCCAGCUCAGCAGGACUCCGUGCUUGCCAGAAGCCAGCAGGGAGAACUUGCCCAGGUGGCUGUCGGAUUGUACUGGACAAUGAUGCCACUUGUGAACGGCUUCCUCCCCUGCGUUUUUGCGGUGUAUAAUCACUGCUGCCAGUUCCAGUCUCGAAAAAUUUGCUAGUGGUACUAAAACUAUAGUAUAGUAUCAAGUAUUUUGUGGUGUCCCACAGAAAUAAAUUCUAAAUCUGUUGCUAUUUGCACAGUACUAAUUCUUGCAUAAGAAGUCACAGAAUGUUAAUACGUUACUGCUACUUUCUUUGUAAGGGGGUGAAAAAUACUGUUAUCAGUUCCCCACAAUAACCUGGUAGAGCUUUAAUGUUAAAUGACAGAGUUCUGGUUUAUCUUUCGUAUUACAGCUUUCAGGGAAAGUUCUGUCAAAGUUUUCACAUGUAAUUUUUGAUUAUCCUUUUAUGUGGUGAAUAGAUGCAUAGCUGUGAUUGCACAACUUUUUAUAAUCACCUUUUACAUAUACAUGUAAGCUUAUUCAAGAAACUACCACUGAAACUGAUGAAACAUACAGAAAUGAAUCCUACAGAAGUUGCCAUUAAUUCUCCAGUGUUAUGUUCAAUAUUUGUUACCACAUUAACUGUGUUGACUGAGUCUUUUUACAAUGAAAUGAUAUCUAUAUUUUAAAAAAGUAUAUAUUUUAGGGAAGUUCCAAGAGAGUUCCAGAUUAGUAACGUCUUCAAGAUGCCACGCUUAGACCCACCGGAUUUGUGCAAUUGGUGUGUUAAAUCAGUUCAGUUGUGAGGCUGUUUGUCACCUCAUGUUCACUGUCAUCUCUAAAUCUAGUUCUAAAGGGUAAUGCAAAAAUAAAAGCUAAUGCAAGCUAUGGUAGAUUUACAAGAAGUUAAAGUUUUAGCAGCUGUAUUUUAAAAGUGCAUGACAUGAUUGAAUCUAGUCAUGCAGUAUUGUUCCUACUGUUGUACGUGACUGAAAUCCUUUACAUCAUGUUACACCAUUAUCCAACGUUGUAAUGGCAUCUACACGUUCAACUACUGAAUGUUUUGCAUUUUUAAAGCCUUAAUUGUUUAUAUUGUAUUAAUGUGUUUUUAAAAGACUAUAAGGAAACAACAUUUUCCUUGUAAAUUGUUGAAAUAAUUUUGAACACUUAAAUAAUUUCCAGGUAAGUCCAGUUCUGUAUCUCAAUACCCCAUUUUGUGUGCCACGAAAGAAACACUGUUAAAUUCUGUUGUCUUUUAAAGUGUCUCCACUUAUCACCCUCUCUGUAGUUUAAGAUCUUUACCUUAUUGAGAUAUAUUUUGGUUAACAGUCUUCUGAAAUUCAGUGCAUGUAAAUAAAUUCAAGUGUGCAAACUUAAAUAAACAUGUCAUUUAGGUA
Columba livia (rock pigeon) is the source of this 10838-nucleotide messenger RNA. RefSeq names its product MINDY lysine 48 deubiquitinase 2 (gene MINDY2). The record is from RefSeq and is a predicted model, not a curated record. The transcript has 9 exons. Gene Ontology annotation, molecular function: cysteine-type deubiquitinase activity; K48-linked deubiquitinase activity; cysteine-type carboxypeptidase activity. Lineage: Eukaryota; Metazoa; Chordata; Aves; Columbiformes; Columbidae. Bases 593 to 2257 code for a protein of 554 amino acids. Gene Ontology annotation, biological process: protein K48-linked deubiquitination. Gene Ontology annotation, cellular component: cytosol; cell periphery.